Monopterus albus (swamp eel) is the source of this 4647-nucleotide messenger RNA. It is a transcript of the gene ehmt1b, whose product is annotated as euchromatic histone-lysine N-methyltransferase 1b. Bases 457 to 4167 code for a protein of 1236 amino acids. Gene Ontology annotation, molecular function: histone H3K9 methyltransferase activity; p53 binding; zinc ion binding. Gene Ontology annotation, biological process: peptidyl-lysine dimethylation; negative regulation of transcription by RNA polymerase II. Lineage: Eukaryota; Metazoa; Chordata; Actinopteri; Synbranchiformes; Synbranchidae. The record is from RefSeq and is a predicted model, not a curated record. The transcript has 27 exons. Gene Ontology annotation, cellular component: nucleus; chromatin.
AGAUCAUGUGAAACCCAAUGUUGGUGCUUUGCAGUGUGAUCGAUCAGCUCUUUGGCCCGUGACACUCCAAGCCAACAGUUAGCCAUCGGCCACUGUCGGGCCAUUGGUAAAUAUGUGCUGCCCUUGUCUUUGCAGUGUGUCCUGCACCAUUGGCAUUAGUCGGACCUUGUCAGCGGAGGCUUUUUGCCUGAUUCAGCAGGCUGAGUUGGUAGCAGACUACGUUGAUUAGCUGUUAAGCUAGCCUCCUUUCUUCUUCCAUAACCAAAAGACCAAGGACAGAGAAUGACAUCUCCAUCUGUAACGUCUUAGCAGCCUGCUGGUCUAGCCAAGGACAGUGUGGAAAAGGUUGCAUCUGCAAGGAAAGAGGGACUUGAUCCAGAAAGCAAUGGAGAGGAGACAUCAGAUGGAGAUAAAGAGGCAUCAGGAAGACUGGCUUCUUCCCCUACGGUAGAGGCAAUGCUCAAUGGCACCGAAUGCAACGACACAAGGCACAAGAGCCCGACACACAGCUCCCCAACAGGCAGCAACAAGACUUCACUCUUGGUAAAUGAAAAUGGCAUGCCAGACAUGGAGCCUCCGCACGGUUCUGUCACUGGAAGCAAUGGAUUCAUACUUCUUAAGCAGCAGGAAGGCUCUGCAGCGACGCCAGGUCUGGGAGUUUACCCUCACAGGACUAACCAGUUGCCUUCGGGCUCACCAACAGGGGGACACACGGCCAAAACACUCCCUGCCUCGGCAUCAGAAUGUGCACAGAGUUCAGGUGCAUUAAGGACUGACCCUAGUACAACAGGGACUACGUCGGGACAGGGGGCAUCAGACACUAAAAAUGCAAUAGCUCCAGCACCCGUCAUGAUACACAGAGCACGCAAGACUAUGUCCAGACCCGCUGUCAGCCCAGCACAAAAGCUUCUUAACAGGGAAUUAAGAGAAGCAAAGUGUGCCAAAAUGGAGACUCAUGUUGCACCUGACGCACAGAAGUCCUCACAGCAGGCCUUCUCUCAGAACCAUCUACCUCAAAGCCCACCCGAUACGUCCGCUUCAGCAGAAACAGCUUCACCAGCUCCUCCAGUACCUGCAGCUCCUCCAGUUCCAGCCCCAGCCAAGCUCCAACUAGGCUCCUUCUCCGGAGUGUUGUCAUCCCGGAAGAAGAAGAGGAGGAUGGGAACGUACAGUCUAGUUCCCAAGAAGAAAACCAAAGUGCUUAAACAGAGGACAAUGCUGGAAAUGUUUAAGGAACUACAACAGGUCACCAAGAGCCCACAGACUAAAGAGGUAGUAAAUAUAAAUGGUGAGAAGGUGGAAAAUGCAUCAGAGGAGGAAGAGUCAGAAGAGGUGGAGUCUGAGGAAGAGGAACAACCACAGCCAGCAGAAGAACCUGUCAGUGCUGUUCAGGAAGGAACACCUGAACUCAUCUCUCAGGAGGUGGGAGACGAGCCGGAGUCUGAAGAGUCUGGAGAAGAUGAGGGAGAGGAGGAGGGCACAGAGUCUGACUUGAGCACAGAGUCCAGUCUGAAGAAGAAGUUGAAAAAGAAAACAAAAGGAGACAGCGCUUGGCUCAGACCAUCCAGGAAACGAAAGAGGAGGCUAAAGGCCAAAGAAUCGGAGGCGGUGGUUCAGCCUGAGGCCCACUCAGGCGAUGGGGAGGAGUACACACAGAUUCCCCCACCUGAGUCUGUCAGCCUCAGCAAGCCCCAAGAGCCCACAGCUCCCUCACAGAACAAAGGCAUUUCAGGGACAGCAGUCGAGGAGGCCCAGGAGCUUCCUCUGUGCAGCUGUCGGAUGGAGACGCCCAAGAGUCGAGAGAUUCUCAUCUUGGCAGACAGGAAGUGUAUGGCCACAGAGAGUGUUGAUGGACAGCUGACCCGCUGCCAGGGUGCCAUACUGAAACAUGAAAUGAUGCGACCCUCCAACUCUGUUCAGCUGCUGGUUCUGUGCGAGGACCACCGCAAUGGCAUGGUGAAGCACCAGUGCUGCCCUGGCUGUGGCUUCUUCUGCAGAGCUGGCACCUUUAUGGAGUGCCAGCCAGACAUCAGCAUCUCUCACCGUUUCCAUCGCGCUUGUGCCUCGAUGCUGAAAGGUCAAAGCUUCUGUCCCCACUGUGGAGAAGAGGCAAGCAAGGCCAAGGAAGUCACCAUCGCCAAGGCUGACACCACCUCCACUGUGCCUCCCGCACUUACACAUGGACCUGCUACACCUGGGGCCCCCGAGGGCCGCGCAGACACCACUACUGGCAGCUCUUCUCACCUGGCUGUCAGGGCAGACAUCAGCGGCAGGGCCGACAGCUCAUUGUCAGUUCAUUCUGCACAUGGACUCGACACUUCUGCUGUUCCUGGGUCAUCUAGAACGACAGCGCUGCAGGCUGGGACUGGAACAACGGCCGCACCUACAGUCCUUCCAGGACCACCUAGAGAGACUCUAGAGGGCAUCCUGGUAGCUCUUGACACAGAAAAACCCAAGAAGCUGCGUUUUCACCCCAAGCAACUUUACCUCUCAGCCAAACAGGGAGAACUCAAAAGGGUCUUGCUCAUGUUGGUGGACGGUAUCGACCCUAACUUUAAGAUGGAAUCUCAGAACAAACGUACCCCGCUCCAUGCUGCAGCUGAAGGAGGAUACAAGGACAUUUGUGACAUGCUUGUACAAGCUGGUGCAAACUUAGACAUGUGUGAUGAAGAUCAGCGGACGCCACUGAUGGAGGCCUGUGAGAACAACCACAUGGACACGGUCCUGUACCUCCUAAGAGCUGGCGCCAGCGCCAUGCACAAGGAUGUUGAAGGGUUCACAUGUCUCCAUCUAGCGGCAAAGUCUGGUCAGUACAAGAUUGUUGAGCACCUUCUGUCCACAGGACUGAUCAACAUCAACUGUCAGGACGAUGGAGGCUGGACAGCCAUGAUCUGGGCAACAGAGUACAGACAUGUGGACCAGGUGAAGCUGCUUCUGUCCAACGGAGCUGACAUAAACAUCAGGGACAAGGAAGAGAACAUCUGCCUUCACUGGGCAGCGUUCUCUGGCAGUGUGGAGAUCGCUGAGCUGCUGCUGAAUGCUCGCAGUGAUCUGCAGGCUGUCAACAUCCACGGAGACUCUCCUCUACACAUCGCUGCUCGGGAGAAUCACCUGGAUUGUGUCACGCUUUUCCUGUCUCGAGGAGCAGAUGUGUUCCUCAAGAACCGCGAGGGAGAAACUCCUUCAGACUGCUGCAACCACAAUUCAAAGUCUUGGGCAGCCCUGCAGGCUAACAGGAAGGAGAGGGAUGCCAAGAACAUCAGGCUCAGUCGCGCAGAGGAUAAAGUCCUUCACAGUGACAUAGCUCUGGGGCAGGAGAAAGUUCCCAUCCCCUGUGUCAAUGCUGUCGACAGUGAACCCUACCCAGAUGACUACAAAUACAUCCCGGAAAACUGUGUCACCUCUCCCAUGAAUAUUGACAGAAACAUAACACACUUACAGUACUGUGUUUGUAAAGAAGACUGUUCAGCAAGUAUCUGCAUGUGUGGACAACUCAGCCUGCGUUGUUGGUAUGACAAGAGUGGGCAUCUUCUCCCUGAAUUCUGUCGCGAGGCACCUCCCCUCAUCUUUGAGUGUAACCAUGCGUGUUCCUGUUGGAGGACCUGCAAGAACCGUGUGGUGCAAAAUGGAAUCAGGACCAGGCUUCAGCUUUUCAGGACCAGUAAGAAGGGUUGGGGUGUCCGGGCACUGCAAGACAUACCACAGGGAAGCUUUGUAUGCGAGUAUGUAGGCGAGAUAAUCUCUGACGCAGAAGCAGAGAUGAGGCAAAAUGAUGCUUACCUGUUCAGCCUAGAUGAUAAGCCACAAGACCUGUACUGCAUUGAUGCCCGUUUCUAUGGAAACAUCAGUCGCUUUCUCAAUCACAUGUGCGAGCCCAACUUGUUUGCCUGUCGAGUGUUCACAACACACCAGGACCUUCGUUUCCCACACAUUGCCUUUUUUGCCAGUGAAAACAUAAAGGCUGGAGAGGAGCUCGGAUUUAAUUACGGUGACCACUUCUGGGAAGUCAAAAGCAAGCUGUUCAGCUGCGAAUGUGGUUCUUCGAAAUGCAAGUAUUCGUCAGCAGCCACGGCAUCGCUGCAGGCGGACAGCACACCGGAGGACCAGCAGCAGCCCAGCGCAUCACCUGACACCAGCUCUUCCAACAGUCCGUCCAGUCCUUCAUAAAGCUCUCCUCAUACUAAGCUUGGCUACACAAACAGGACAUGCAGGGACGCCUGCCUCCAUUGUCCGUGGACAGUGCACUUGUACUGUAUCUCCACUUCUGAGUAAAACAAUGGACCAUCAGUCUUCAUGAGAAAUAUUGCGACACAGACCCAGAUGCACAAUCAAAUGGUGGAAGAAGUUGCUGCUCUGUUGUUGCACAUUGUGUAACAUGAAUAGCAGGGGACAGUGAUGUCACGCACAGCAAGCAUCACGGGGACUAUGCUAGACUCUACACUUCAUAUGUAACUGUACUGGGAAGGCGAUCUGUGCAUUUUGUCUUUGUCUUUUUUUAAGCCACUUGGUUGACAUUAUCAAAAUUUCUUAGUCAUGAUCAAGACCUUUUGGGGUUGGGGGGCGAGUGUAUCGUCGUCUUUUGCAAAGACAACCUCAGCACACAGCUGGGGUUAACUGACCUUUGUGGUCAUUUUUCAUGAACCAUUC